AUUCUAUCAGAUUACGUGUCAUAAAAGUAAUAUGUUCGGGAUUGAGGGAGGAGCGGAGGCUCGACGAGGGCCGAGCGUCCCAGUUGCCGCUGCUUCGCGCGAUUCCGCGCUCGAAGCGCAGGCACGCGCGAAUUAUAUCACGGGCUAUUCCUGUCCGUUUCGGUAAAAGUUGGUCUCGCGACCGUUUCUUCAAACAGUCUCGAGAUCGACAUAAGAAAGGCGUCAACAGAAGCAACCUUGGUCGCUCGGUGCUCCUUUGUCUCGGCGGUCUGACGCGUGCCGAUCGUCCGACUCGCAUCAAUCAAUACACGAGACGAGGAAAUACGAAUUUGGAAAAAUUAGCUGCCCAUACCGUAAGAAAAUUAGGAUUGUGUGAAGAUCAUUUCCUUGCUACGUCAUUUACAAACACAACGAAAGAACGAUUAAACAGAAAUGCUGUACCAAUUGCAUAUGAAAACACUGCUGACUCAUCUAUGCACAUAGAAAAUGUUGAAAGUGAAAUACAAAACAAUAUUACAGCACUUCCACCUAACGAUGAAAAUGUAAUAAUGGAGGAACAAAUGGUUGAAAAGUGUGCUCAGCGAACGUACAGGCCUGCAACUUUAAAUUUCGAAAUGUCUGCGGAAGAGGAAGACAUAAUGGAAUGGGUGCAUUUGGAGCCACCUAAACAUCAAGAUAUUAAAUGUAAUAGGCCUGAAAAAAAUAUUAAAUACAAAGAUGAUAGCAUUCAAAGAAAUAAUAAAAAGAAAAAUGAUCCAAAAGCAGAGAUAAAAGCCUUGAAAAUUAAGAAUUUUAAUUUGCAACAAAAAAUAAAGAACUUAAAAUCUCGAAUAUAA
Molecule: messenger RNA, 836 nt
Organism: Vollenhovia emeryi
Lineage: Eukaryota; Metazoa; Arthropoda; Insecta; Hymenoptera; Formicidae
Exons: 2
Source: RefSeq, a predicted model, not a curated record